UGCAGAAUCAGGAACGUGCCGAUAAUACAAUAAAUAAAAACAAAACAAACAGGGUGAUUCUAGUGCAAAAAAUGUUUGAGUUCAAUUUUGAAGUCAAUGAACCGGACUCAUCGGAUAUCGCUGAGAGUCCGUUCAAUAAGCCCAAACUUCACCAGGAUAGAGUUGUUCAACAAGCUGACAAAAAAAUUGACUGGUAUCUGGCUGAACAAGUAGAGCCAAGUAAAGACCUAUUAAAUAAUUUGGAUUUAUACGAACUUAAUGCCAAAGAGUUGUCUAUUGGAAGCAUCGAAAUGCGUCAUCUUAUAGCUGGCUUUCUGCUUGAGGAUAUUAAAGCAAACAACGAUGAAGUCAGUGGAGAUAUAAAAAAAUCCGAAGAAACCCACUCAGAUUUAAUAGCCGGAGUUUAUGAAGGUGGAGCCAAAGUUUGGGAAUGUACCGACGAUUUAUUGUCAUAUUUGUCAAAAACAUUUGAUGAGACCCACUGGAAGAAUAAACGAGUCUUGGACUUGGGUUGCGGCUCUGGACUUUUGGGAAUAUAUGCUUUAAAAAGUGGUGCUAAAGUUGACUUUCAAGAUUAUAACAAAGAUGUUUUGGAGAAAAUAACAAUGCCAAAUGUACUGCUUAAUUAUAAAGAGGAGUUAGCGGACGAUGAGAAAAUAAAACUGUUGGAAACGGAUAGUAAUUUUUAUGCUGGUGACUGGUCACAUUUUACGGAACUUACGAAGGAUCUCGAGAAAUAUGACAUAAUCCUAACGUCUGAAACUAUAUACAACAUUGAAAAUCAGCAAAAGCUAUUGGAUACAUUUAGAAAUCGCCUAAAAUCAGACGGUAAUGUUCUAAUAGCCGCCAAAUCACAUUAUUUUGGAGUAGGAGGAGGACUUGAGCAAUUUAUUGAGGUUGUAAAAUGUGGGAAAGUUUUUAAAGCCAAUAAUCUUUGGCAGGCUGACGAAAAUUUAAAACGCGGCAUUGUUGAACUAAAAUUGCAAUAAAGUAAAAAGAAGUACAUAUACAGGUA
Molecule: messenger RNA, 1015 nt
Organism: Drosophila innubila
Lineage: Eukaryota; Metazoa; Arthropoda; Insecta; Diptera; Drosophilidae
Product: histidine protein methyltransferase 1 homolog
Exons: 4
Coding region: 72-989 (305 amino acids)
Biological process (GO): peptidyl-histidine methylation, to form tele-methylhistidine
Molecular function (GO): protein-L-histidine N-tele-methyltransferase activity
Source: RefSeq, a predicted model, not a curated record